AUGGGCCUCAUCCCAGCACGCAAAGUUGUGGCUUUCGAGAUCAAGAAAGGCCAAAGCUUAACGAUUAUCAACACUCAUGGAAAGCAAGUUGUAGACUUUUGGGCCUUUAAUCCAAAGGAUCCCAAUGACUUCCUUUCCAUGGUGCACACACGCACAGUGCUGCUGAAGAUCGCAGUGGCAGAAGGCGACCAUCUUUACUCUACGCGUCGGAAGCCAAUGUUAACAAUGACGGAGGACACCACGCGGGGAGUCCAUGAUAUUAUUUGGUCAGCUUGUGAUUCAGAACGCUAUCGCAUGCAGGGGGUCCAGGGCUAUCAUGACAAUUGUUCAGAUAAUUUACACAAUACACUCAAGGAGAACUUCCCGGAUUUCCCCAUGGCGAAUGAUUGGGUGCCAGAUCCUUUCAACAUCUUCAUGAACGUGGCGGUCGAUCACCAUGGCGGCCUGAAUAUCCGACCCCCGACAAGCGAGAAAGGCCAAUUCGUCACACUGAGAGCAGAGGCAGAUCUGAUCGUUGCAAUGAGCUCUUGCCCUCAGGACAUUGAUCCUGUUAAUGCUGGGGAGCCCGCUGAUUGCGAGUACCUCAUUAGUGGCAUCAGCGAGUCGCCGCUCGCGAUAGUCCCACCCACGCACACGCGUACCCGAAGAGUCAAGGUUGCCAUGUCCGUGGACUUCGACGCAGUCUCUCACUGGCUCGGAACGGGGUGCCAUAAAGAUAACAAUAUGGCAGACUAUAGCUCGGGUAUAUUCGCAGGCCAAGUUGGCGUAUAUCGUCUGCUGGAUAUGUUCAAAUCGCAUAAGAUUGCGGAUAAGGUUACUUGGUUUGUCCCCGGACAUACGACCGAGACCUUCCCUGCAGCUGCAGAGGCAGUGCUUAAAUCGGGCGCAGAAAUUGGUCUUCAUGGCUAUGCCCACGAAGGGAUCUAUCAGAUGACCGAAGAACAAGAGAGAGAGGUCUUGUUGAAGUGCAUCGAUGUAACGACGAAACUUACCGGAAAGAGCCCUCGUGGCUACCGCGCCCCGAUGUACACGGUACGGGAAACGACGGUGAAGCUCCUUCGCGAACAUGGAUUCCUCUAUGAUUCAUCUUUGAUGCAUCAUGACUCGCAGCCAUACUUCACACCUAACGACCCACCCAUACAACACAUUAAGUGGUCCGAACCAGCGUCUUCAUGGCUCAAACCCUCGCCUAUUGCGUCUCAGGGAUACCCUCACGGGCAGCACCCUCUUGUGGAACUACCGUGUGGAUGGUAUAAUGAAGAUAUGAUGCCCAUGCAGUAUCUACCACAUCUCAGCAAUAGUAUGGGAUACGUAUCAACUCGUGUGGUCGAGCAGAUGUGGAAAGAUAAAUUCAUGUGGCUCUGGGAGCAUAGCAGCGAGGGAUGUGAAGUAGCCGAUUUUAUAUUCCCGCUAUUGAUCCAUCCCGAUGUUACUGGCAUGGCUCACAUUAUUGGAAUGGUUGAUCGAUUUAUUUCUUGGUUGCAAGGCCUUGGCGAAUCGGUUGAGUUCUGCAAACACGAGGAUAUUGCUACCGCGUGGCUAGGAGUUCAAAAGACAUUGGCGGGAGAAAACACUUCGGCCUCCGAAGACGUGAAAGAGUUGUGCCAAAAAAUGGAGGCACUCGGAACCACUUGCUUGCACCCUGAGACUGGGAAGCCUUACAUCAAAUCAUUUUACGGUGGAAAGGAUAAUUCAGUCCAAGGUCUACAGAAUGGAAUGUCCCACGUUUUUGUCGUUGAAUUCGAGAACGUGGCGGAUCGAGAUUACUAUGCUUUGACUGAUCCGGCUCACUUGGAAUUUGUGCGGUGGAGUGACACUGUUACCAGUGCAGUGCAAACAAUUGACUUCAGAAAUGGGAAGUAUGAUUGUUGA
Molecule: messenger RNA, 1872 nt
Organism: Talaromyces rugulosus
Lineage: Eukaryota; Fungi; Ascomycota; Eurotiomycetes; Eurotiales; Trichocomaceae
Exons: 6
Coding region: 1-1872 (623 amino acids)
Biological process (GO): carbohydrate metabolic process
Molecular function (GO): hydrolase activity, acting on carbon-nitrogen (but not peptide) bonds
Source: RefSeq, a predicted model, not a curated record